GAAUUAUUUCAUCAUACCUCGGCCGAUGACAGCGUUACAAGCGUAUAAAGCUUGUUUUGAAGAGGACAGCGUAUUGGCAGUUCCGGAUUCAAAGGAUGAGGAGGAGAACAUCUUUACACGGAACCUUAAUUGGACUGGAGAUAACGAGUUUUGGACAGGGGUCUACGUUGAUGUUGCUCCAUGGGUAUAUGCCAGACAAAAACCAGUGCAUAUGUAUAUCGGAUUGGUACGUACAAGCUAGUCAUGGAGAUUAUGCGCCGCAGGUCUGGUGUAACAGUGAGUGUAACGGAGAUGGUGGAAGGUGCGGAGGACAGAAGGUAUACACGCAGUAUAGUCGAUGUCAUGGGAAAGCGUGUCCGGUCGACUUCAACCUGGAGUUUAACUGUGCGUACGUCGAUUUGUCUGGUACAAUAAAGGCGGCUUCGUGUGAGGAACAACACUUCCAUGUCUGUGUUAUAGGUAAGGGUAGCAUAGGGUUUACAUUUAUAAGUUCUUCUGGUAGUUAG
Molecule: messenger RNA, 506 nt
Organism: Pecten maximus
Lineage: Eukaryota; Metazoa; Mollusca; Bivalvia; Pectinida; Pectinidae
Exons: 3
Coding region: 96-506 (136 amino acids)
Source: RefSeq, a predicted model, not a curated record